AUGCUUGCAAUGUUACUCAACAAUCUUACCAGUUGUGUGCAGGAGGGACUUGUUUCCCUUUACAACUUAUAUUUUGGACGGGACGUCGCCGUGACCUUGUUUCGGAUUGAUGAGGCAUUGGUGUGCGAGGGACCAGUCGUCACCCCUGCAGUCACCGCCGGUUGGUGGACAGGAGGAAUUCCUCUUGUUGCCGUUGUCGCUGGCGGAGCAGCAGCUUGUCUGACCUCUCUCGCACUCGCCACUUGGCAGAUCCGACGUCACGAGGCAACCCGGAAACAACUGCUGAAAGAAAUCAAAGAUCUACGAAAGGAAAACACCUGUGUUGUUGCUGAAUCCAGAAAGCGCGACCAGGAGCUCGUCAGCAAGACCGAAGAACUGGAUAUAGAACUGCAGCACAGGGAUCAGCUAGUCCAAAACUUGUUGGCUGAUGAAGACCGACUGAAGGAAGACGUUUACAUUCUGGAGGAAAAGUUGCUGGACAUGGAAAGGCUCCUCAAAGAAAGUAGGCUUAACACCGAAGAUUUAAAGACUACUUAUGAGGAUAUGAUUGCAGAUAAGGAACAUCAAAUUGAAGACUUGUUGGCAAAGGAAGAAAAGAAUAAGGAAGAUUGUGCUAAUCUGGAAAAAAAAUUACUGGACGCCCUUACGAACAAUGAGGAAAUGGACAGACGAAUGAAGGAGGAGGCAGAACUUUCAGUUUAUCGUCAAACUCUAAUUGAGGCAAGAGAUGAACAAAUCCAGGUUUUCCUCACUAAGAAAGACGAAGUUCAAGAGGCCUGUGAUCGUCUGGAGAGAAAUCUGCUUGAGGCCCUCAGCAGAAACGAGGACAUGGAAACGCUCUUGGAGGAAACAGAGCGUGAAAAGAAUGAAUUUAAAAAUCUUUUUGACAACCUGAUUGAGAAGAAGAAUCAUCAGAUCAAAGAUUUGUUAGCAGAAGAAGGUAAGCUUAAAGAAGAAAAGGGACAUUUGGCAGGAAGUCUGGAGGAUGCCCUUAGAAACGUGGAGGAGAUGGAAAGGGUCCUCAAGAUGGAGAAAGAAACAGCAAAACCUGGAGUGGCAAAUAUCUAUGAAAAAAGGAUUGAAGACCUUUACACCCACAUUAAAGGUUUGUUGGCAGAAGAGGGAAGGCUUAAGGCAGAAAGAGGGUAUUUGGCUGAAAAACUAGGAGAUACCCUAAAUACAGUGGAGGAACUGGAAAAGCUCCUGAACAAAGAAAAAGAUGAAAAGGUAGAGCUAACAAAAAAUUAUGAAGAAAUGGUUGACGAGUUGUAUGUUUCCGUCAAAGACUUGUUGGCGAAAGAAGUUCAACAAAAGGACGAAAAGGAGCUAUUGGAACGAAAACUCAAGGAAUUGCUGGCCAAAGAAAAAAACCUGGAAAAGAGUAAAGAGUCCUUGGAAGAUAAAUUAGAAGAGGCCCUCUGUUCCAGUCACCAAAUGGAGAAGUUGUGGAAAGAGGAACAAGAGACGAAACUAACAAUGGAAAUAAAGUGGCAGCAGGCAAUGCAGGAAAAGGAGGAAGAACUGAAUAUGUGGAGGCAAAAAUGUGAGGAAUCUGAUGUAAAAGAAAGAUUGAGAGAGAGGACUGAGAAGCAGAACCUAGAGAAGCUGCAAGAGCUCACAGAAAAAUGUGAAGAGUUACAAAAGAAAAGUCAGGAAGAAAAAGAGUAUUUGGCAGAAAAACUAGGAGAUACUCUAAAUACAGUGGAGGAAAUGGAAAAGCUCCUGAAGAAAGAAAACGAUGAAAAGGUUGAGCUAACAAAUAAUUAUGAGGAAAUGGUUGACGAAUUGUAUAUUUCCGUCAAAGAUUUGAUGGCGAAAGAAGUUCAACAAAAGGAAGAAAAGGAGCUAUUGGAACAAAAACUCAAGGAAUUGCUGUCCAAAGAAAAAAAACUUGAAAAGAGUAAAGAGUCCUUGGAAGAUAAAUUAGAAGAGGCCCUCUGUUCCAGUCACCAAAUGGAGAAGUUGUGGAAAGAGGAACAAGAGAUGAAACUAACAAUGGAAAUAAAGUGGCAACAGGCAAUGCAGGAAAAGGAGAAAGAACUAAAUAUGUGGAGGCAAAAAUGUGAGGAAUCUAAUGUGAAAGAAAGAUUGAGAGCAAGGACUGAGAAACAGAACCUAGAGAAGCUGCAAGAGCUCACAGAAAAUUGUGAAGAGUUACAAAAGAAAUGCCAGGCAGCGGAGGAAGCUAAGGCAAAGGAAGAACUACACCAACAAAGAGAAUGGCAAAGAAAGGCAGGCAGCAAGCUCUAA
This is a messenger RNA of Macrobrachium nipponense, 2250 nucleotides long. RefSeq names its product golgin subfamily A member 6-like protein 25. Lineage: Eukaryota; Metazoa; Arthropoda; Malacostraca; Decapoda; Palaemonidae. The coding region runs from base 1 to 2250 and encodes 749 amino acids. The record is from RefSeq and is a predicted model, not a curated record. The transcript has a single exon.